AUGAAUUCCUUUAUAAAACAGUCAUUCGUGGUAUCCGGAGCUGCGCUAAAUAUAAUCGGACAUGGUUGUGCGCACGGGUUCCCGGCGGUGCUGUUCGCUCAGCUCAAGACCGACGGAGGGCCAGUCGUACUCACCGACCAUGACACUUCCUGGAUUGCGUCAUCAGUUGGUAUAAUGGGCAUCGUCGGAAAUUUCAUUUCACCCGUUCUGAUGACACGCUUCGGAAGACAAAAGGCACAUCUGAUGUGCACAGUACCAGCUCUUCUUGGCUGGGUAGUAUUCGUCUUAGGAAAUUCCGUCCCACUAUUCCUAUUGGCACGAUUACUACAUGGCCUAGCUUUGGGACUUCGAACGCCUUUAGCAGCUAUCUUAGUAGCAGAAUACACUGAGCCUAGAUACAGAGGCGCGUUCUUAGGUACAUUUGCUAUAUCUUUAGGACUUGGUAUUCUACUUUCACAUGUAUGGGGCGCACAUUUAACUUGGAAAAUGACUGCGAUUGUAUGUUCGAUGUUCCCGAUAAUUUCAAUGGUAAUCAUCAGCCUAUCACCAGAAUCACCAAGUUGGUUAGUUUCCAAAGGCAAAUACGACGAUGCUAAAAAAGCCUUCCGUUGGGUGCGAGGAGAUGGAGAGGAACAGCGAGAAGAAUUAGAAACAAUGAUACGAUCUCAAGAAAGAGAAAAACUUUUAGAAGAAUCGAAAAAGAAGGGAGAACCACAAGAGAACUUGAAGGCUAAGAGAUUGUUCAGGUCUACGAUAAACACAAUUAAAACGGUCAUGAAGAUUUUCAAGAAAAAGGAAUUUUAUAAACCGUUGAUAAUAGCUAUUUGUAUGUUGAUUGUGUUUGAAUUUGGAGGUGCCCACAUGGUACCAGCUUAUGGAAAUUUAAUAUUGCAAAGAGUUUUAAACAAAGAAAGCCCUAAAGAAGUGACUUGGCAGUUUACAGUUAUAGACAUUUUGAGGACGGUGUGCGCUUUUCUAGCAAUAUUCUUACUUAAGAAUGUAAAACGUAGAACUAUUUUAUUUACAAGUGGUGCAAUGACCGUAUUAUCUCUUACAGCAAUAUCUAUAUUUAUUUAUUUAAGAAAAAUGGAAAUACUUACAUAUAGCUUUAUGUUAGAUACAGUUCCUAUGUUAUUAAUGAUUGUGUAUACCAUUUCUUUCUGUUUGGGAUUAGUACCACUUAAUUGGGUUAUUUGUGGAGAAGUUUUCCCAUUGAAUUAUAGAAGUUUGGGUUCGACUUUAUCAACAUCGUUUUUGACUCCAGCUUUUAUUGUAUCAAUGAAGACAGCUCCACAUUUCUAUUCAUCUAUAGGUGUUGAAGGUGCGUUUUUAGUCUAUUCAGUUACUUUGACAGUAUGUUUGUUAAUAAUGUAUGUUAUGUUACCAGAAACUAAAGACAGAACCUUACAAGCUAUUGAAGAUAGUUUUAAGGGAAAAAAUGAUACAGAAGCAGAAGUACAACUCAGCCUUAUAGAAAACGGAAACAUUGUAAAAUAGUUUUUAAUUAAUAUAAGACAUAGUUAAAAAUUGUACCCUUUCAAUAAGUGUUGUAACUGCGUCUUUCAUAAUAGUUUUAUAUUGUAUUAAAUGGUCAAUCAGUGACUUGAAAA
This is a messenger RNA of Melitaea cinxia (Glanville fritillary), 1610 nucleotides long. RefSeq names its product facilitated trehalose transporter Tret1-like. Bases 1 to 1497 code for a protein of 498 amino acids. The transcript is spliced from 3 exons. Gene Ontology annotation, molecular function: transmembrane transporter activity. NCBI's taxonomy places the organism in Eukaryota, Metazoa, Arthropoda, Insecta, Lepidoptera, Nymphalidae. Gene Ontology annotation, cellular component: membrane. The record is from RefSeq and is a predicted model, not a curated record. Gene Ontology annotation, biological process: transmembrane transport.